AUGGCUCCCGUCGCAACCUCCACCUCGUACCAGCCGCAGGCCUCGUCCAAGGCUGACGCUCAGGCGUCGUCGUCGUCGUCUUCAUCGUCGUCGUCGAGACGCUCGCAGCGCAGCGACAACUCGGACCCCUACUUUGGCCACCGAGACAUGGCCAUCCUGUGCGAAAAGGUCAUCAAGACGCUCUUCGCAUGCCCGCUCGACGCCACUGGCCCCGGCGUCAGCGCCCUGACGUCGUCUGGCAAGCCCACCCCUCGCCUCGCCGAGUUCAUCGCCUACGCCCUCUACCGCACCCGCCUGCCCGUCUUCGUCACCCACCAGGCCCUCUACCUGCUCAAGCGGUUGAAGUCGCGCUUCCCCGCCGCCAGGGGCUCGUCGGGCCACCGCCUCUUCAUCUCGGCCCUCAUGCUCGCUAGCAAGAGCAGCUGCGACGACACGUACAGCAACAAGAGCUGGGUCAUCGUUGGCCAGGGCCUCUUCAGCCUGCGCGAGAUCAACCAGAUGGAGCGCGAGCUAUUUGGCUACCUCGGCUACAAGGUCAACGUGGAGCCGGAGCUCCUCGACGCCUUUGUCCACGACCUCGACCUUGGCCGCGUCGUCACCGCCCCCGAAGGCAGCCAGCUCUCCUCGCCGCUGCCGACGCCUCCGCCCAGCGCCUCGGAGGAUGCCUUCGCCACCGCCGCCGCCGCCGCCGUCGCCGCCGGUACCACCAAUGUCGCUUCGGCACCGGCUCCCGUCGGCUUCGACUCGCCCCUCUCGGACUCGAUGGCCGGACCUCACCGAAGCAACAGCGCCGCCUCGAUGCGACGCACCCACCCUUCGGCCGCCGCCACUGCCGGCUUCAACACCCGCGCCAGCUUCUCCGGCUACCUGCCCCAGGCCGCCACCGCAGGGCCCUCGGCGGCGGCGGCAGCCUACGCCGGCGUCAGCGCCUCGGCGCCCUCGUCGGUCAGCAUGGCCAAGAGCGCCAGCUUCCGCCACGACAGGCAGCACUCGGGCCACCUCAAUGGUGCCGGCGCACAGCAGCCUUUUGUCGCCCACCCGCGCGACCGGUGCCGUCCCUACACGAUGCCCACCCACAGCAUGCCCCUCUCGGCCGCCCAGGUGCCGCAGCACGACCGCUACUACGCCAACUCGCCAGCGGCGUCGUCGGUGGCCUCGUCUUCGAUGAGCUCCUUUGCCGGCUCCUGCCCCGAGUGGAGCGUCAGCCGCAUGACGCCGAGCCCGACGGCAUCGCGCCGAUCCACGGCCAGCGGUGGUCGCCUCACUCCGGACACGCCGCCCUCGGACAUCAACGACGACAGCCCGUGGCAGGAGGCCUACUCGCCCUGCUCCGACCCGCACUGCGCCUCGCCCAAGAGCUCCGCCGCCCACCACGGCUACGUUGCCGGCGCCGGCGUUGCGGGCUACCACCUCCACCCGCAGGCCAAGCAGGCUGCCUACGCCGCUUCCAUCUCGCACCCGCAGCCGCAAGAGGGCGUCGCCGUCGCCGGCAGCAUCGACUCGCACCUGCACCCCUACAACUGCUGGAGGGCCUAG
Molecule: messenger RNA, 1536 nt
Organism: Pseudozyma flocculosa PF-1
Lineage: Eukaryota; Fungi; Basidiomycota; Ustilaginomycetes; Ustilaginales; Ustilaginaceae
Exons: 2
Coding region: 1-1536 (511 amino acids)
Biological process (GO): regulation of cyclin-dependent protein serine/threonine kinase activity
Cellular component (GO): nucleus; cyclin-dependent protein kinase holoenzyme complex
Molecular function (GO): cyclin-dependent protein serine/threonine kinase regulator activity; protein kinase binding
Source: RefSeq, a predicted model, not a curated record